AUGGCGUGCGUCUCAGUACCGGCGGCCACGGCGGAGAUGGAGCGCGCCUUCUCUCAUCUCCGGCCGGGCUUCCGCUUCCACCCCACGGAUCAGGAGCUCGUCGGCUUCUUCCUCCGGCGCAAGGUCCUCCUGGGACACGGCUGCUUCAUCCCCGAGGUGGACCUCUACAAGUUCGAGCCUCACCAGCUACCAGCCAUUUCAUUCUCACCGAGCACAAGCGACCCCGGGGCCAAAGUUGAGUGGUACUUUUUCGCUCCGAGGGGACGAAAGUACCCAACCGGGUUUCGCAUGGUGCGGGCGACGGUGAAAGGGUUCUGGAAGUCGACCGGGAAGGACCGCCCCGUCAUGCACAACGGCAUCGUUGUCGGCAUGAAGAAGACGCUGGUGUUCCACAUGGGCCGAGCACCUGGCGGCACGCGGACCAACUGGGUCAUGCACGAGUACCGUCUUCACGACCACCGCAACAACCACAUUGAGGACACAUACGCGUUGUGUCGGGUCUUCAACAAGAACAUGGCGUCCCUGUCGACGAAUGCGUCCGGUGAUGCUGACACAGAUGAGGAUCUAAUGCAGUUCAUGCCCAGUGUCAUCGACAUAGGCAAGGAUCUAAUGGAGUAUGUGUCUGAUGGCACCGGCUUGCACAAGGAUCCUAAGCAUUUCGUGCUUGGCAUUGUCAGUACGGACAAGGAUAUGAUGGAGUACGGGACCUGCAGCACCGACUCGAACAAGGAUCUGAACAAGUUCAUGCUUGACAGCGUCGACUCGGUCCGGGAUCUCAUGCAGUCUAUGCUCGAUGGAAUCGGGACCGACAAGGAUCCCAUACAGGUCCAGGUUGAGUCUGAUGGUGCCGACGCGGAGAAUGAUUUUAUGAAGUCUGUCUUCGGUGGCGUUGGCGCGGACAUGGAUCUCAUACAUGUCGAGUCCGAGUCCGAUGUUGCCCACGCGAACAAGGAUGUGAUGCAGUACACCCUUGGCAGCGGCGGCACAAACAAGAAUCACAUACAUGUCGAGUUCGUGUCCGAUGAAGCUGACACGGACAAGGAUGUGAUGCAGUUCGCGUUCGGUGGCAUGGGCACAUACCAGAAUCCCAUACAGAUCGAGUCUGAGGUCGAUGGUGUUGACACUGAUGAGGGAGAGAAGCAGUUCCUCACCGAUGGCGACGACACGGGCAAUGGAGAGAUGCCAAUUCUUGCUGAUGGGGAUAACUCAUGGUACACCAAAUACCUUGAGGAGGAGGAUAACUCAUGGACGCAGUUCCCUUUCACCGAUGUCUUGUACACUGGCGAUGAUAUGGGAAUGAUUCCUUAA
Aegilops tauschii subsp. strangulata is the source of this 1308-nucleotide messenger RNA. RefSeq lists its product as uncharacterized. The record is from RefSeq and is a predicted model, not a curated record. Gene Ontology annotation, molecular function: DNA binding. Gene Ontology annotation, biological process: regulation of DNA-templated transcription. Lineage: Eukaryota; Viridiplantae; Streptophyta; Magnoliopsida; Poales; Poaceae.